This is a messenger RNA of Saccostrea echinata, 3807 nucleotides long. RefSeq lists its product as uncharacterized. The transcript has 3 exons. The coding region runs from base 242 to 2119 and encodes 625 amino acids. Gene Ontology annotation, molecular function: single-strand selective uracil DNA N-glycosylase activity; oxidized pyrimidine nucleobase lesion DNA N-glycosylase activity. Gene Ontology annotation, biological process: base-excision repair. The record is from RefSeq and is a predicted model, not a curated record. NCBI's taxonomy places the organism in Eukaryota, Metazoa, Mollusca, Bivalvia, Ostreida, Ostreidae.
AAAUGGAUAGUCAUUUCUGUCCAUUACAAGAAAGAAAUCAACCUGUUUGUAGAGAGAUUUAGAUGUGCAAAAUGUAAAAGAAGAGAAUACCAAUCAAAUACCGACCAGGAGAACUACAGUAGGUUAUUUAUUUGUAAUAAUUCAAAGUGAUGCUCCAGUACAAAGCAACAAAAGAAUGUGAAGAAAAACAGCAAAAACGUAGAUACAACCAUCACCAAAGGCAGUCUGUUUUGUUUCAGUGAUGGAGAACAGGAAUUUUCUUCCGUAUUCGCCAUAUGCAGAUGGCAUUUCUCCCCAUAACCAGUCUCAGCAAAAUGAAAAUUUUGUGAAACCAGAAUAUCAAGGAUCAUGGGAAAGUAAUAUUCCCUAUACACAAGAAAGGUACCAUUCUGGACAAAACCAAUUCCUGGGAUCUGGAUAUGGAAGUAUUCCUAAUAAUUAUUAUCCUUAUCCAACACACUAUCCACAACCAGAGACUGAAUAUCGUGAAUAUGGUGCGAACAGCUCGGUAAACAUGGGAUAUCCGCCCAACUAUGGAAUGUCCGGUACUCACUAUCCAGGACCUGUACCAUUGAAUCAUACACCAAAUAGUUUCUCAACAGAUCAUUUUGUUUCCCAGUAUUAUCCAAAUACAGGUUUUAAUUAUCAAUCUCAAGUGUUCAAUAACAAUCCAUAUCUGGGACAACCCCAGGAGGACAGUUCUAACUGUGGAAAGUAUAAAACCAGCAAUAAACCUCUUGCCAAACCAUACACAAAAUCCAAUCAGCAAGAAAGCCCGUCUUUACCACCAGAUCCAUAUUAUGGUAACUGGGCAGCCAUUGUUACACCUGAGGAUUCAGGCAAAAGUGAAAAAACUGUACCUCAAACCAUUCUGAACUUUGAAAGAGACAACACAUUAAGUGACAUUGGUAAUGCAUUGCUGCAUAAUCAGAGGGUGCUGUGUGAAAAUCUUCAAGGCCUAAAUUUUGAUGAGCCAGUUGCCCAUGUUUAUUGCCCUUCUGUUUAUGCAUUUGAGACUUACAAGGAGUUUGUAAGGAAAUACUGCCGCUCUGAGAAAAAAGUCCUCUUUGUUGGGAUUAAUCCAGGACCUUGGGGAAUGGUUCAAAGUGGAGUACCUUUUGGAGAUGGAACCUUUGUCCGUGAUUGGUUAGAAAUUCAGGGGAAUAUCCUAAGACCAGCAUGGGAACAUCCAAAAAGACCCAUUCUUGGAUUAGAUUGCACAAGAUCUGAGGUCAGUGGCAAGAAACUUUGGACUCUAAUCAAGAGUUUAUGUGGACAACCAGAUAAUUUUUUCGAACACUGCUUUCUGCAUAACAUUUGCCCUCUGUCCUUCUUGUCGAAAACCGGCAGCAACAUUACACCUCCUGACAUCCUUCCUGCAGAAAAACGGAAUCAAUUGAACCAGAUUUGUGACUCUGCUCUGACCGACGUAAUUCGUCUGCUGAAAGUGGAGGUGGUCGUGGCAAUAGGUCGGUAUGUGGAGACUUGUGUGAAAAAUGUAAUGAAGAAUGGAAACUUGCAUGACUUCAGGGUCGAGUACCUUGCUCAUCCGAGUCCACUGAACCGGAAAGCAGGAAAUAGGUGGUCUGAAAUUGCUGAAGAACAGUUGAAAGAGUUUGGAGUAUUGUCAUACAUUAAAACUGGGAAUGGAGCAUCUGGAAUAAAACCGGAAUUUUCAGAAUCUGAAGCCUCUGAGCAAGACUCUUUCACAGAUAAUAGUAUCAUUGGACAAUCUCCAUCCCUGAAGACAUUUAUGGAGAAAGAGCUUCCUGCAGAGGAUAGAAAUCCAUAUUCACAAGCAACUAUUGUAAAGCAAGAACCAACCUUUGGCAUCAACUGUGUUAACCAAACACCACCAACUGGAACUUCGUAUGGGAAUCAGGAACCAAAUUUUGACUCCGUUUCUACAAGACAGUUUCCAGUAUCAUGUACGGCUAUAACAGAACAAAGUAGAUUUUCUGAAACUAGCUAUGCUGAACCUUUUUCUAGGGCAGAUUAUCUUCAACCUGAGGGAGGAUCAGUGGGACAAGGUAUACCUCCAGAAUUUGGCAUUAUAAAUCAAGGUCCACCGCCAGCGACAGGCAUUACCGAUCACAAUCCAUCCUCACAAUAUUGCUGAAUACAGCAUAUGCAUGGAAGAAUUCAAGACAUCAGUAUUGAAAGUACUGUAAACAUGGACAUUUUUUCAAUUUUUUUUUUUUACAAAACCUUCUGUGAAGGAAUUUUUUUUUGAAAAUAAGGAAAAGAUUAUCAUGUAUAAUGCAAUAAUGUGGUUUCAUGAUUCAAAUAAUAGUUCAUGUGGGAUAAAUUUUGUGUGAAGUUUCUCUGAUCGCAAUUUUUUAAAAAAUUAUUCCCAGAUGAACAUUCCAUGUUUACAGUAUGGUUGCCUCAGAAUCUAGCAUUAUUGGGAAAGGCUCAUUCUCAGAAACUUAAUGACAAAUUCUGUAAGACGUUUAAUCUUUUCCAGGUCUUUGAGCAAGGAAUUUUGUUAAGAAUAUCUUAUUAAUAUAUGCCAUUUCAUUGGUUAAUUAUGUUAUGUUUCAAUCUGCAUCACAAAACCUCUUGCAGAUAAUUCUUGUUGAGUGUAUGAUGAUGUAUUGGUAGUGGCUAUAAACCAGUAAAAAUUAAUUGUUCACCUUAAUCUUAAGGCUUUAUUUAUUAAGAAUUCCUUCUUUACCAGUGAAAGUCUUAAGUUAAUGCCAUCAGAUCAAUUGAUCUUAAAGAAUUUGUGAAAGUUUUUGUGAGAAUGACAAUUCACCUCAGGGACUAUAUGUAUUUUAUAGUUGACCAAUAAUUAUUACUAAGAUUAAUUGCAAGAUUGUGUAGAAGCAGAACAUAUAAUUACAAUGAGUAGAUGUUUUGUACAAUAAAUAAAAAUGUUGUGUAAACUAUUUAUACCCUAGUGUCAGAUAAAAAUCCUUCUCUUUGGGAAUUUUUAACAAUAGUGUGGACUUUCCAUUGCUCGCUCAGGGGGUGUCUUCAAGAUCAAAGUGGCUAUGUAGCUCUAUGUAGAGCUACAAUCUUGCAUGAUAAGUUAGCUGCUACAUAUGAAUAACAAUUGUUAAUUCAUACAUUUAAUCAUGUUCAAUAGCCCUAGUUAUCUAGCCUAGCAGCUAAGCUAGCUGCUACAAUCUUGAAUGCAGCCCUGAUGGAAUAUACUGAAUAAUAGUUUGAUAUCAAGCAUAUCAUAACAUUGUGGAAAUCCAGACUAUUCUUGCAAUUGUAAUAAAAUUCCAAACUAUUCAUGUAUUAAAUUGUAAUAAAUUUCCAAUCUAUUCAUGCAAUUGUAAUUAUAAAUCUUUGAAUGUUAUGUCUGUCAUAUGGCAAGAUUGAACCAGUGAGAUUUACUUCAUACGUGUCAUAAUUUUUACAGGACUGGUAUUCAUUACAUGUGUAAUUAAUUAAAACUUAACUUGUUAUCUCAAACUUCAAUAUCCUGAAUACCAUAGAUAUGUUGAAUUGGGUUAAAAGUCCCAACACUUUUUCUUCAUGUAUUUUGACUUCUAUAUCUCGAAUCAUUGGGUAUUUUAGAAUUUUUUUCCUCAGUCCCAUAUGGUUUGAGAUAACAAGGUUUAACUGUAUUUACCACAGAGGACAUUUUUUUCUAAUGAAACCAAUUAUGUUUUUUUGUGAAAUUCCUUGCAAAGACAUAAAAAAGUCUAUGAAAUAUAGGUUGUUGAUAAUUACAACUGGUUGUAUGUCUUAAAAGUUUUGUAGAAUUUUCAAUACGUUUAGUAGUGUAUAUAUUAUAUAUUUGAUGAAAUGUGAUUUAAAACCAAUGAUAUCCUAUGUAAUACAUUUAGCAUU